CAGAAUCAAACACGAAAUAAACGCUGUUUCUGUCUUUGGCCCCGUUUCGCUUUGUGUCGGCCUGCGGACCAACCUUCCACCCUUCCACCCUUCGGAACAAGCAGGGUGCCACCAGGGCAGUGCCUAGAUGUGAAUCCAAUCAUGACUCACGCUGCCUACUCACCACCUGAUUGAAUGCUCAUGGCAGCCUGGGAAUUGGGCCAUUCCUUCCACUUCGGGUUAGCCACGUCCCCAGGCUUCGACUCAAAAGUGCCUGGCAAAAGGUCCCCUCGAUUCAUCAUACGCUCAAUGCACUGAUGUGUCCUACCAUUGGCCUGGUCCACACCUCGAGGCUAUAAACUGCAUGGCAUCCUCCUCUCCUCUAUCCCAUUGAUUCUUCUUCUUCUACCACUCACAUCUGAUUGCCUCUACAUUGACCUUUCGUUCAAUUCUUCUACAACUCACUGUCCAGUGCCAUCGCAGUCGACAAGGCUGCUGCUCAAUUCCUUCCCAAUACCUCACCACACAGUCACGCUGUCGUCUCAACGUACCACCACCUACUACUAUUACCCCAAGAGGUCGCAUACUUUGGAUGACUUGAUUCCUCAGUAUCAAUACAUCACCAUCACCCGUGCUCCGACAAGGCCUCAAACGCCUCCACCUUCUACACCACCCUUGACAUAUUCCAAUACUUCCACUCCCACCACCAGAUCACCGUCGACACCAGUGGAAAAGAUGGCCAGAGGUCCGACCACUCAGCGCGUGGUUAACUUCGCCAAGGAAGUCACCACCAGACGCCCACUACGCGAUGACGAGUACUCGGUUAUGUCUCACUUCGCCCGGCACGCUUCCAAAUGCAAAGCCUGUGCCAAUCCAUAUGCCUCGUGGAAACAGGACAUUGAUCUUUGUGACCGAGGCUGGAGUUAUGCCAGAGACGUUGCCAGAUACACGUACUCCAAAGGAGGAAGACCCUUCUCCAUUAUUGACCGACGGAGGGGCGAGUAUGUCCAGCUCGAGAUCCCACCCGAAUUCGAGGUCAUCAACAGUCUCCUCAAAGCCUGGGAUCAUGGCUUGUCUCUGAACAAGAUCAAGAAACCUGUCAUCGUUGUGCCCCAGACCCCAAAGCGUGACGCUGUAGAGGCUCCCAAGGUUGUCUCCGCAUCCAACGACUACGUCUACGAAGAUACCCCACGAGACAGGCGGUCACGUAACUACGACGUGGUCGAGAUCAUCCCCAGCUCAAGCCGUCGUGACCGAAGGGAGAAGGCAUACCGCAACGACCGAGGCGAAGAGCGAUACCGGUACGAACGAAGAGAGAGACCUGUCAGCUACUACGAGAGCAAAGGGAGUCUCUACGAACGCGAUGAAGAAGAGAAAAGACGUCGACAACGGUAUGAUGAGCAACCCAUCGUCAUCAUCGCCGAACCUACACGGCGGUAUGCCAGACGGUGAAAGACCAGGCGCUUCAGGGAGUUACGAGUUAAUAGUUUGACUUUUCCACGAUCAACAUGUAUCAACAAUGAAACCAACAAGACAUUGGCCCAAGUGGGUGGUCCAGCAUCACAAGACAUGUUCGACUUAAAACAAUUCAGUCGAGUCUUUGAGCGGCCCCCACAUCAUCUGGAUGGCCCGGCGAUGAACCAAUAUCAAAAGGAGAGCCCGGCUUGCAACAGUCCAGUCGAGCUCAGGCUCGCAAUACAGCACACCACAACAUCAACAUCAAGGAGGAUUCGAGGUGGCACUCGUGUUUGGUCUAUGAUUGAUUGUGUAUGGCUUAUGGUCUCUUCGGGGUUGUCUUGAUUGCAUUUGUCAUUGACUCCGCCAUUUAUUGCUAUCUGCUUUUGCUCAUUUGGUGCGCCUUCUUCUUACCUCAUUCACAGCUCCAAAAAAAAAUCACUUGCUUCAUUGGGCUGGGGCUGGGCGUCUGCUCGUUUCCCACGCUGCGAACACAAGUGGUCUCCUGGGAAGGGGGCCGAAACAAGGAGUAAUCUGGUUAUGAUAUGAGAUGGCAAAAUAGCAAUGCAUAUGCAAAGUUUUCUUUGGAUCAGAGUACAGACAUGUCUUUGUGGCCAACGGAGGGAGGUUAGGGAGGUGAAUGGCCCCGACCAGGCUGACCGCGAGCCUGAGACUCAGGAGGGUGUGCAGGCGUCACGCCCGUAUCACGAUACCGGGCCUCAACGGGGCUCUGCGGCCCUGACAAGCUGAGUCUCAAAUUGCCGCACACCUUGAUUACUCAAGAUUCGGGGCCAAGCAGAUUUGGAACUUUGGGUCUGAUGUUGCCUGCAAGGCCUGCUCCUCCAUGCAGGUUUUUCUUAGGUCAGCGCCCUUGCUUGAGCCAAGAGACAAGUCCUUUUCCCCGCGCUGAAUUGCCGGAGAAUGGAUAUGGGAAGGACUUUUAUUUAGAUACUGUAGCUUAUGUAGUCAUGUCCUCGGACAUAAAGACACAGUGGUCCAAAACAAGUUCUACAAUCAAGAACGAUCAAAGAAGGGGUUCUCUCGAUGCUGGCGAGCUGGUAAGAAAAUGCU
Exophiala xenobiotica is the source of this 2505-nucleotide messenger RNA. RefSeq lists its product as uncharacterized. The transcript has a single exon. Lineage: Eukaryota; Fungi; Ascomycota; Eurotiomycetes; Chaetothyriales; Herpotrichiellaceae. The coding region runs from base 715 to 1431 and encodes 238 amino acids. The record is from RefSeq and is a predicted model, not a curated record.